UUAAGCCUGUCUCAGUAAUGGAAACUUUGGAACAACCAGCUGUCUUUGAGGUGUUGGGGAAGAGUGGACCGGUGUUUAGUAUUUGACAGUUUUAUGGGAAUGUUGUUGAGUGAUGUAGGUUAUUGACUACUUUAUGCAAAAGGACAAGCGUAUUUUGGAAAGAAAACAAAAAUGCAAUCGGGAGUUGCUUAUGAAUGGCUGGGAUAGAUGCUUGUGUGCUUUUUGAAGGUAGUGAAAAUGAUCAAAUAAUAGACAAAAUCAAAAUCUGAUGCAGUUCCGAGUUGUUUAAAUUCCUCACUGUCCAAAUAAACUUUAGUCAAACCAUUCAUCAAUACCAAGAAACCAUCAACAUUUUCCUUAAAAACUCUGAAAUUUCUUACUCGUUGCUAAGAAUCUUUUAUUUUCAGACAAACUUGUUUAUAAACUCGCACUUUAUCCAUCCAGAGACUCAGAUGAAGGUAAAACUAUACAUCAUCCUUCGAUUUGGAUCAGCUAGCGACGAUCCUGAUAAAACACCGAUCUCAGGCAAGACUUCAAAAGAUUUCUUGUAUUAUCUUAAGUCCUUAAAGCCAGCUACAAUCAAGAUCAAGAAUACAGGCGGAGAUGGACCUCAGGACUUUGAAUAUAAAUGUUCUGACAGAACAGAUGACUGAGACCAAGUAGAUUUUGAAGUGACUGAUAAUGGCUUCCAUUGGGGUAAAGUCGAACUAAAGGAGAUUGAUCAAGAGGAAGCAAGUGCUGAUGAUUAGAGGAUAAUAU
Molecule: messenger RNA, 759 nt
Organism: Moneuplotes crassus
Lineage: Eukaryota; Ciliophora; Spirotrichea; Euplotida; Euplotidae
Source: the annotation of a GenBank genome assembly